CUUUAGUCGCUCUGACUGCUAAACUCCUCUGUUAUUCCUAAACCGAUAUUCCGUGGGGUCAGGGGUCGGGUCCUUGUCACCUUUUUCAUACCUGAUGACUUUGCCUCCCUGACUGCAGUUGCUUUAGCGAGUAGAAGCUAGUAAGCCUACUAUUUGAUUUGUUUUAGAUCGGCACUACAUGUUUCAUAUCAGACCUUAUUUUCCUGUUCCAUGUUCAAAUAAACCAUUUUCAGUGGUCAUUCUUUUUGGUCAUGGAAAAUUAGGUAAAGGUCAUUGAGAAGUCAUGGAGAAGUGUAUGAACCCUGUUAUUCACAAAAGCCUCAUGAGCCUAUGUACAUUACAUCACAGGUCACUUGUUAGACGCUUUUAUCCAAAGCGACUCACAUACUCAAUACUGUGGGCAAUCCCCACAGGAGCACUUUGGGGUGAAGGGUCUCAGCUGACUGCUGCGGGGUUUGAACCUGUGACCCCCUGAUACGAACACCAACGCUCAACCCACUGCACCACACGUACAUGUUCAUUGCAGCUUUUUUGAUUGACUCUGUUCUUUAUAGCACCAAUAUUUACCCCAGGCUUCUGAUUGACUUCUUAUCAGAGAAACAGAUCAUAUGUUAUCGAGCCCGUCUGUUUCAAAAUGUGAUGAAUAUGACUUUGACCUUUUCAGAGUGUUCACUGCUGGCAGCCAUGGCCUGCGACAGAUACGUGUCUCUCUGUAAACCUCUGCAUUAUUCAACCAUCGUGAGGAAAAGAACUGUCGAUGUCUGUCUGGUUUUGUCUUGGCUUCUGCCGACUUGUGAGACUGCAUUGGGAUGCAUUCUUUAUUCUAAUAGCAAACUCUGCAGUUUUACUAUUAGGGGGAUUUUUUGUAACAAUUCAAUUUACAAUCUUCAGCGUGUGAGCUCGAGCGCUCUCUCUGUAUAUGGAGUGCUCAUGUUGGUAAAUGUGUCCCUUCUGCCUCUUAUCUUCAUACUUUUUACAUACACCAGGAGACUUAUACUAUCAUAUCAGAAUGGUAGAGAGUACAGGAGAAAAGCUGCACAGACCUGUUGACCCCACCUUUUGUUUGCGCACAUAAAAGACUGCAUCAAAUACAGAUGA
Messenger RNA from Gymnodraco acuticeps, 1098 nucleotides. RefSeq names its product olfactory receptor-like protein COR3. The transcript is spliced from 2 exons. The record is from RefSeq and is a predicted model, not a curated record. Gene Ontology annotation, molecular function: olfactory receptor activity; G protein-coupled receptor activity. Gene Ontology annotation, cellular component: membrane. Lineage: Eukaryota; Metazoa; Chordata; Actinopteri; Perciformes; Bathydraconidae. Gene Ontology annotation, biological process: G protein-coupled receptor signaling pathway.